GCAGUGAGUUAAGGAAAACUGGCCGAGAUAAAAUUAGUAUUUUCUGCUAAACCGAACAGUAGUCAAUAUUCCUGCAUAUGGGAUUUCUAUUGAAUAUUGCGAAACUUUGAACUUGUGUCACUGACCAAGUACUUCAAACAUUAAAGUAUGGUGUUUCCUUCAAACAAUGAUGCUGCUAAAGAAGUUAAAGAGACUUCAACAAAUGUACCAGCCCAUCUUUCGGAUGUUGGGGCUUUGGCAAAGACACCGAAAAUGAAGUUUGAUGUGCUGAAAACAUUGAUAAAAGCAGUGGAAGUGUCAGACAGAGAUAUUGUGGAUACCAUCUUUAACUUGCUGGUUGGUGGAGAUUUUGAUUUGGAGGUGAACUUUAUUAUUCAAGAUGAGAACUGCAUUUUGUAUAUGUUGGAUGUGAUGCAGUUAUGUUCUGUGCAAUGCCAAGCUGAAAUUUGGAGCAAAUUUAAAGGUAUCUGUCGUAAAUCAUACCGUAAUCUUCAAGCUUGUGUGGAAGUUGGUUUGUUGCAAAAACUACUCUAUGUCCUUCACGAAGCAAAUGAAGUUGUCUCAGAGUUAUUAGUAGACAUGCUGUGUCUUCUUGCAAGCUACAACAUUUCUGUGAAAGAACUCAAGAAAUUGCUGAGUUUGUUGAAAGCUGAAGGGGAGGAAUGGCCACCGCAUGCUGUAAAAUUGCUCGGUGUUCUUCAAGCAACCACAGAAAGACAUGGACCCGAUUGCUUCUUCAGCUUUCCAGGCAAGCACAACGCAGCUAUUGCCCUACCACCCCUCAAAGCUUGGCCCUAUACAAACGGUUUCACUUUUACCACUUGGUUCAGAAUGGAUCCACUGAACAGUCUGAGAUUAGAUGUGGAUAAGCCAUAUUUAUACUGUUUUCGGAACAGCAAAGGUCUUGGAUAUUCGGGUCACUUUGUUGGUAAUUGUUUUAUAGUAACAGUACUGAAGAGCAAAGCAAAAGGCUUCCAACACUGCCUGAAGUUUGAGUUCAAACCAAGAAAAUGGUACAUGGUUACAGUGGUUCACAUAUACAACCGGUGGCGAUCAAGUGAAUUAAAAUGUUAUGCAAAUGGUCAGUUGGUAUCCCACAGUGAGAUGAACUGGUCCAUUGGAGGCAGCGAUCAAUAUGAUAAAUGUUUCCUUGGGUCUGCUGAGACUGGUGAUGAUGCUCGAGUCUUCUGUGGUCAGAUUGCAGCCACCUAUGUAUUCAGUGAAGCACUCAAUGCCUCACAAGUAUAUGCUCUCUACCAGCUAGGUCCUAGUUACAAGAAUCAGUUUAAGUUUUCAACGGAAAGUGACCACUUGCUUGCCAACCAUCAUCGCAAGGUGUUGUAUGAAGAUGGAAAGCUCGCUGACUCCCUCGUGCUGGCAUACAACCCAAAAUCAACUGACGGCCAACUCUGUCUGGAGUGCUCACCAAAGUUAUCGAAUCGUGACAGUGCCAGUGAUGCGCAACGUUGGUUUGUGCAUAAUCCACAUGCACUAAUGCUGCCAGAUGUGAAAGCAGUUGUGACUCACUCCAUACACAGUGCUCUCCACUCUGUGGGAGGAGCUGAAGUUCUUUUUCCACUUUUCUCACAACUCAACUAUAAACAAAAGGAUGGUUCAGUAGACACAUCAGUGUGUUCUACGUUGCUCACAUUCCUGCUACAGUUGCUGCAAGGUUCAGUGAAGACACAGCAACAAGUUUUACAUGGGAAAGGUUUCCUGGUUAUCGGCACACUGCUUGAACGAGCACAUAAAGAUCAUAUUACAAUGGAUGUUCUGAACACAAUCAUCUCAAUGGCAAAAUUUCUUGAUGAACUCGCAACAGGCUCAGCACUUAUGAGACAAUUCUGUGACUACAUCUUAUUUAACCCAGCCCUUUGGAUCCACACCAAACCAGUUGUACAAGUCGCCCUGUAUACCUACCUUGCUACUGAGUUUGUAUCCUCUCCCACAAUCCAGACCAAUUUACGCCGAGUCAGCACUGUUUUAUUGCUGAUUCAUGCUCUUAAACAUUACUACUGGGUGGAGAAUCCAUUACCGAGGUCUGGGGUUGUUCCCAAGGGUUUAGAUGGUCCUCGACCUUCCAAAGAUGAGAUACUUUCUUUGCGAGCGUUCAUUCUCCUUUUCCUUAAACAACUUGUCUCUCGGACGGGUAGCAUCUUAGAAGAUGAACUUCAAUCCAUACUAGGAUAUUUACUCACCAUGCAUGAGGAUGAAAACAUCCUCGAUGUUCUUCAACUUCUUGUUGCCAUGGUGAGCGAGCAGGGAGGAGCUGUUACUCCCGUGUUUGACCGGAGGAACGGGAUCGUGGUCAUCUUUAAACUCCUUGGAUCUCGGUCCGAGAACGUAAGAGUUCACGCUCUUAAACUGCUCGCUUAUUUCCUCAAGAAUCUUAGCCUAAAACGAAAGAAUGAAGUAAUGGAAUCACAAAGUCUCUUCAUGUUGGUUGGUGAAAGACUUCUUCUUUAUUCUGAUGAAUUCUCACUGACAGCUUACAAUGCAAUGUAUGAGGUCUUGGUGGAGGAACCAAGCACACAAGUGCUGCAGAAAACGCAUGCUGAACCAUCUGCUAAUACACUUAUCGGCAACCCAGUGAUGAUGAAGGUGAUCGCCACCAUCCUCCGACAGUGCUCCUCCUCCCACACGAUGGAGCUAAAGGUCACUUUCCUCAAUGACCUUCUGGUGCUCUUCCAGAUGAGCCGGGAUAAUCGCCGCAUCCUCCUCCAGCAGUCCGUGUGGCAGGACUGGAUGUUGGAGCUUGGUCAUCUGAGGCCAAACACGGUGCAGGAGCGGGAUUGUCAGGAACUCAUCUUCAGCAUCUUUAAAGUCCUCCUCUACCACGCGAUCAAACUUGAAUGGGGAGGUUGGAGGGUGUGGGUGGAUACACUUGCCAUUGUACACGCUAAGGUAUCUUUGGAGUCGCACAAGGAGUAUAUGGAGAAGAUGUAUGAGGAGUAUCAGAAUGCUGAGAAGGUGACAAAGAAGAGGGGAGGAGUUUCUGCGAUCACCGGAGCAAAGAAUCCCGAUGCAAGCCAACCUAAAGUUCAGGAAAUAGUAGAAGAUGAUCCUUCUUCUUUAUCUCCAUCUGUUGUGGUCGAAUCCAACAUGAAUCAGAUUCAAAUCGUGGUGGAAGAGGCAACUGCUAGCGAUCCUCCUGCUGAUGUUGCAGAAGAUGAAGGAAAAGAAGAAGCAAAAGGAGAAAAAGAAGUUGAAGAUGUGGAGGCUGAUAGUGAUGAACAGAAAGAGAAGAUCAAAGAUGAUGAAUGUGAUAAGGAAUCUUUAAAAGAAAAACCUGAGAGCGCAGGUGAAGAGCAAAGGUCAAAAGAUGAUAAAAAUGAAGAUGAAACUGCAGCAGAUGAGGAGCCAAGUAACGAGAUAAGUAAAGAGGAACAAAAUGAGGAACAGAAACUUAAUUCUGAAAAAUAUGAUGAUGAUAGUGAUCAUGUUGAUGAGGAAAACAAGGAAGAAGAUUCUGUUUCUGCUACCGAGAAAGAUCAAGAUCAUGAGGAGAGUGUUGAAGAGGAGGAGAAAUUGGAGGAAGAUAAGGAGAGCCAUUCUGAGGAUGUUGGGGGAAAUGAUGAUGAAGUGAAAGAAGAGGAUGUAAAAGAAGAAGUUUCAGAAGAAUCUGCUCCGGAGGACACUGAUGAGAAAGAUCAAGAUGGUUUAAAAAGUCCUCCUGUGGAAGCAGGUGAUGCCGUUGUCGAGAAACCUGGAGAAGAUCAACCUGAAGAAGAGGUUUUGGAAAACAAGGAGGAACAAAACAAAGAGCCUCCAAAUGUUGAUGAUGAACAAACAGAGGUGAAGAUUACUGAUGUAGUGGAAGAACAGGAGUCUACCAAAGAUGAGGAUGUUGUGAACAAAGACACAAGGGAAGAAGCAGGACCAUCAACAUCCAGAGCUGUGGAAACAGAUCAAGUUGAGGUCCCUGUGACUUCACAGCAGCAACAGUUCAGCCCUGGACCUCGCACCGUAGUUUUCCGUGUUCCGGAGUUCAACUGGUCUGAUGUGCAUUUGCGACUGCUCGACGACCUCUUCUCUUGCCUUGAGGUUGACAUUGAAAAUUGGAAAAGCACAAACAAGAUGGUUGAAUUGGUGAACAGCAGUGAUAACAUCAUCUUCGUGCACAACACCAUCCAUCUUGUGUCACAGAUGAUCGAUAAUGUGAUCCUCGCAUGUGGAGGAAUCCUCCCAAUCCUAUCAUCUGCAACAUCACCAAACUAUGAGUUAGAUGCUGUGGAAUCAGGGCACGGCCUCUCAAUGGAAUCCGCGUGGACAAUCCUCAAUCGACUUGCAGCGUUCACUGAUGUCCUCGCGUUUGCCACUAAUAUCAACUUCUCUGAGAUAGAGGGAGAAAAGAACAUGUCAAGUGGUGGAAUAUUACGACAGUGCUUGCGGACAGCAUGCAUGUGCGCUGUGCGUAACUGCCUUGAACUUCGUUACAUGAGGAAGUCUGUAAGUGUUCCUUCCACACCAAGUACAUCAAGCACCUCCCAACAUCCAAUAACACUAAAGCAGUUGUCACCAAAUAAGUCCGAAGAUGAGGGUGUGAUCUCGGCAACAGAGGCGGCUGAAAUUCUCCUCUCACUGAUGAACAAUGAUGCCACUCCAAUCCUUGACUCCCUGAAACUACUGCAAGAAACCGAUGUCAACAGACUUAAAGCAGCAAUUUACAGGGAUCUGGAUGACACAAAGCAAUCACAAUUCCUAGCAUUGGCGGUGGUAUACUUUGUGUCUGUGCUUAUGGUGUCAAAAUACAGAGACAUUCUUGACCCAGAAAGCCAUGAGAAGCUGCGACAAGCAACUGUUGCACGACGGAGUUCACCAAAGAAAGUAAAACUUGGAUCUGGUGCAUCUAUGCCUGCGGUGUCUAAACAAUCCGCUCAAGUGGGGCAAGAUGAGACACAUGAUGUACCUGCAGAUACGGUUGUCCUUAGCAACGGUCACGGAUCACCAGAAAUUGAUGAAAAAGUUGAAAUUAAUGCUGAAAGUGAAGAACUCAAUUCAGUUACUGAUGCAAAACCUCCAGAAAGUCCACCUGGUGAGCUCCCUGUAACAUCAACCAAUGUGCAGGACAUUUUACGAGAUCUGGCAAAGAGAAGUUACCCUGAUAGUUCUUCUUCCAUGGCCGUGCAUGAACGGGUCUCCCCUAAUGCUUUUCCCAUCCAGGUGACAUCAAUUCAAUCUCCGUAUCAAUCAUUUGACCGAAGCGUCGUCGUACAAUCAAAAACUGAGCAAAAAUCAGAACCAGCAGAAACACCAGCAACCAGCAGUGGUGAAAUACAGGAUAAAAACACCAUAUCGACCACCAUACCCACAGAUAUCACAAUGACAAAUGGUGAUACAUUGGACCACACAGAUCUUCCACAAAUUGAUCCAAACACAAUGAAUAUAAUACAGGAUGAUGCAGGUGAUGUUUCUUCUCGUCUCGAAAGAUCCAUGGAUCAACUUGCUCCUCUCCUCCGAGACAUCUUCCUCGACUUCUCGGGAUACCUCAGCAAGAUCCUCACUGGGAGCCACGGACAGGAACUCCUCGUGGAAGGUCUUGUGUGCAUGAAGUCUUACAGCUCAGUGGUUGAACUUGUGAUGCUACUAUGUUCACAGGAGUGGCAGAACUCCAUACAGAAGAAUGCGGGACUUGCGUUUAUUGAGUUGAUCAAUGAAGGAAGGUUGCUGUGUCAUGCCAUGAAAGAUCAUGUGGUUAGAGUAGCAAAUGAGGCGGAUUUUAUCUUGAAUAAACAGAGAGCUGAGGAUGUGAAGUGUCAUGCACAGUUUGAAUCCACAAGUGCAUUAUUUCUUGCUCAACAAAGAGAUGAAGAGAGACAAUGUGACUCCCUCAUAACCGCUGCCAAGCAUCGAGACCACGCACAAGCGCAUGCGCUCAAGAACCGAAUCACCAACAUACUCACCAACAAGUUGGGGGCUUGGGGUUCAGCAUUCGACAGACAAGCAAGUGAAUAUUGGAAGCUUGACUCGUGGGAAGAUGACACAAGACGACGACGAAGGUUUGUAAGGAAUCCGUACGGAAGUUCGCAUCCCAAAGCUACUCUACUAUCUCGGGCUGAACUAAACGCUGUACAAGACGCCGGCACCCCGGGUUCGCUUCCCAGGUCGCCUUCAACUUACAGCGCACACGGAGCGGAGCAGCUCACCGGUAACGAUGAUGACGUCAUUUCAACCGAUGACGUGGACCAGGAGGAAUUGCAAGGUCCAGUGUCGUUCAGCACCGAAGCUGACUUAAUCGCACCCGGCGUAAGUCUACACGGCACAUUCUCAAUCACUCCGGAUGAAUUUUACUUUGAAGUGAACGAACACCACGAGUCGUUCACCAAGGCCGACCAGAAGGUGUUGCUAUACACGGAUGGCAUUCAUGGAAAAUGGUUGUUUCAAGAAGUACGUGCCGUCUUCUCACGUCGGUAUCUCCUACAAAACACGGCACUUGAGAUUUUCCUUGCUAAUAGAACAUGCAUCAUGUUUAACUACCCUGAUGUUGAUAUAAUGAAGAAGGUGGUCAACUAUCUCCCUCGUGUGGGCAUUGGUACUGGCUGUGGACUUCCCCAAGCAAGACGUAUUUCACUUGCGAGUCCACGUCAGCUUCUCAAAUCAUCGAACAUGACGGAGAGAUGGCAAAGAAGGGAAGUUACCAACUUCGAAUACAUCAUGUUUCUCAACACAAUAUCAGGUCGAACUUUCAAUGAUUUAAACCAGUACCCAGUGUUUCCAUGGGUGAUUUCGAACUAUGAAUGUGACGAUUUGGAUUUAUCUUUACCAAGUAACUUCCGAGACCUUACCAAGCCUAUUGGAGCUUUGAACCCAAAGCGUUCGAGUUACUUUCAAUCAAGAUACGAGAGUUGGGAUGAUCCCACUAUACCAAAGUUCCACUAUGGAACUCAUUACUCCAAUGCUGCGUUUACUCUUGGUUGGCUUGUCAGAGUGGAACCAUUCACCACCAUGUUCCUCAACUUACAAGGAGGCAAGUUUGAUCAUGCCGACCGAACUUUUCACUCCGUGCAACAAUCAUGGAAAAAUUGUCAGCGUGAUUCUCAUGACGUGAAGGAGCUCAUCCCUGAGUUCUACUACCUUCCUGAGAUGUUCGUUAACAGCAACAACUAUGGACUUGGUAAAACAAGUGAUGGUGAAAGAGUGGAUGACAUCAAGCUACCCAAGUGGGCAAAAUCAGCUGAUGACUUUGUUCGAAUGAACAGAAUGGCAUUGGAAUCUGAGAUAGUAUCGUGUCAGAUCCAUCAAUGGAUUGAUCUGAUAUUUGGAUUCAAACAGCGAGGACCUGAAGCUGUUAGAGCAACCAACGUGUUUUACUACUUAACAUAUGAGAACAGUGUCGACCUAAAUCAAAUCACUGAUCCGGUAGAAAAGUCUGGAAUUCGUGAUCAGAUCAAAAACUUCGGACAAACUCCAUCUCAACUUCUGGCAGUUCCUCAUCCUCCACGUAGUUCAGCUAUGCAUAUGACCCCAAUGAUGUUCAAAGAGCCGGAAGCCCAAGAUGUAGUGAUGGUGCUUAAGUUUCAAUCCAACUCACCUGUUGUGUAUGUUGCUGCAAACACCCAUCCUAGUCUACAGAUACCUGCUGUAUUCACAUGCACAAAGAACCUACAGUUCUGCAUUAAUAAGUGGAAUCAGUUGCCGGAUGCAAAGUCAAGUGCGCCCUCUGCUGGUGAAUUAGACAAACCUAAACUUCUCCCGAUUGAACCAGACCCAAUGAUGAACUAUGGAGGCAGUUCUAUGAAACGUCAGAUCCAGGAAACACUGGACCAAAGUGUGGAGGUGCACCGUGGAUGUUUUGCGGUGACUGCUGAUAAUAAAUUCCUCCUCUCGUGUGGAUACUGGGACCGGAGUUUUAGAGUUGUUUUUACUGAGACAGGAGCUCUUCACCAAGUUGUGUUUGGGCAUUGGGACGUGGUCACGUGCAUUUCACGAUCUGAGACUUACAUUGGUGGUGAUUGUUACUUCGUGACAGGAUCACGUGAUGCAACACUCAUGUUGUGGUACUGGAGUGGCAGACGACAUCUUAUUGUGGGAGAUUCAAAUACUUUGAACGAGAACCCAACAGCACGAGCGACACUUACUGGACACGACACGGAGAUCACAUGCGCAGCUGUGUGCGCUGAACUCGGACUCAUUGCUAGUGGAUCAUUAGAAGGUCCCAUCCUCCUCCACACCAUCACUGGUGAUCUUCUGAGAUCUUUGGAACCAGAUCUUGCUCCUGACUCAGGGAUGCCAAGCUCCCCACAACCAGAGAUGAUUGUCUUCACGAGCGAGGGGAUGGUAAUCGCAUCUUAUAAACAAGGAUUGCUCUGCAACUUCACGAUGAACGGGAGGAAUCUCUCAUCGAAGAUGAUCGAUGAUAAUAUCAAGGGAAUGAUUGGAAGCAGCAACAGUCAGUACUUGGUGACUGGUGGUGAUAAGGGGGUUGUUCAAGUAUGGAGUGCAUGGGACUUCUCCCAUCUAUAUACUUUCCCACAGUGUGAUGCUGGUAUAAGAUCUAUCACGCUGUCACAUGACCAAAAAACGGUGAUCACUGGAAUGACGUCUGGAAGCAUUGUGGCUUUCCACAUCAACUUUAACCGUUGGCAUUAUGAGUAUCAGAACCAAACUAAAUGAUUUUCUAACCCGUGGUGCUUGUACAUACAUGUGGUGCUGCUACUAAACAAAAGCUUUUUGUGCGCGGCGUCGAAAAUUUAUCAUCUUAAAUUGCACUCGUUGCUAUCAUUUGGAUUAUUGUGUUCAAAACACUUUUAUUCUUGCUCAUUGUGUAUCUUGAUAAUUGAAUCAUAUUAUAAGUGUCAUUUGCUUUGGACCAAACUGUUUUGAAACAAAGACCAAAUAUUUAAUCAUGCAUAGCGGUACUUGAUAUUUGCAGCUUUUUUCUUCUAAUUAUCAGUGUGCGUCCUGUAAGCUUUAACCAAGUAAACUAUACUAUUACUACAAUAUAUAUAUAUGUGUACGAUAUAGAUUUAUUGCAAUAAUAAAAUAAUUACUUUA
Ciona intestinalis (vase tunicate) is the source of this 8994-nucleotide messenger RNA. The record is from RefSeq and is a predicted model, not a curated record. NCBI's taxonomy places the organism in Eukaryota, Metazoa, Chordata, Ascidiacea, Phlebobranchia, Cionidae.